Messenger RNA from Haliotis rubra (blacklip abalone), 3768 nucleotides. RefSeq names its product multidrug resistance-associated protein 1-like. The transcript has 24 exons. Bases 93 to 3680 code for a protein of 1195 amino acids. The record is from RefSeq and is a predicted model, not a curated record. Gene Ontology annotation, cellular component: membrane. NCBI's taxonomy places the organism in Eukaryota, Metazoa, Mollusca, Gastropoda, Lepetellida, Haliotidae. Gene Ontology annotation, biological process: transmembrane transport. Gene Ontology annotation, molecular function: ABC-type transporter activity; ATP hydrolysis activity; ATP binding.
UCGACAGCGUUGUGGAAACAUCAUGGUCAAAGGAGAAAAGACACAGCCGCUCCCCAUCCCUGGUCUGGGCCCUGGUCAGGUCGUUCAGCUGGAUGUUUCUGUUUGCUCAGUGCUGCCGUCUCAUCCAGUUCGCAUGUACCGUGAAUGCUCCGCUUAUUUUACGCCAACUCAUCACCUACAUUGACGCUGGACCCACGGGACAGGGGCGUGGUCUGGGUCUCAUCGUGGCCUUCUUCCUAAACCAGAUCGGGUUCAGCAUCUUCAUUGAGCACUCCUUUGAUGGCUCCAGUCGCCUCGGACGCAGUGUCAGAACAGCCAUGUACUCUGCUAUCUUUAAGAAGAGUCUGUCGAUGUCCAACAAAGCUCGACAGAAGUAUUCCCUGGGCGAACUCACCACUCUGAUGUCAGUCAAUGCCAGCCAGGUCGGCUCCUAUGUUGAUCAACUGAGCACGAUCAUCCUCAGCCCUCUCCUAGCGGUGGUCAUAUUCUAUCGCCUGUUCAACCUGCUCGGUGUGGCGGCCGUGUUUGCCCUGGCGGUGAUGUUGGUGCUCAUCCCGACCAACCUGCUGAUGACGGACAGAGCGGAGAUCAUUGACAAGGAGAGGAUGAAGAAGACGGAGCAGAGGAUGAAGCUGCUCACAGAGGUCCUCAACGGUAUCAAGGUUGUGAAGCUGAAUGCAUGGGAGCGGUGUUUCGGGCAGAGGGUGAUGUCGGCUAGAGAGGACGAACUUGGCGUCCUGAGACGGUUCUACACAGUCUCGGCCCUCUUCAGCUUCUCCUGGACAGUCGUGCCGUAUCUGAUGUCCGUGGUAACGUUUGCCGCCUAUGUGUACCUGACCGGGGACAUGCUGGACGCCCAAACCGCCUUUCUCGUCGUCUCCUACCUCAACAUUCUCAAAUACAGCUUGAACGAGACGUCGCUUGUGUUCCUGUUCUUCCUGAAGAUCAACCUCCAUCUCGGUCGGAUUCGAACCUUUCUCCUUGAGGACGACCAUAAAACAGAUGGUGACAGCCCUGAUAAACCAUGCGUUGCAGAUUCUGCUGUCGAUAUUCAAAACGGCACCUUUGUCUGGGAUGAUGAAAGAGUAUUUGUCCUAAAAUGUCUGAACCUGAAGAUACCGAGAGGCAGUCUUACGGCUGUCGUUGGAGCAGUUGGUGCCGGCAAGUCAUCCAUGCUGUCGGCGAUACUCGGAGAGAUGGAAAAACUCACGGGCCACGUGCAUGUGAAGGGCCGCACAGCGUACCUCCCUCAACAGGCAUGGAUCCAGAACGUCACCCUGCAAGAGAACAUCCUCUUCGGACAGCGGCUGGAGAAGCUGAGAUAUGAAGACAUAUUGGAAGCAUGUGCCCUCAACCCCGACCUCGCCCAGUUUCCGGGGGGUGACCAGGUGGAGAUAGGCGAGAAGGGGAUCAACUUGAGUGGCGGACAGAAGCAGAGAGUGUCUCUAGCAAGGGCUGUCUACAGUGAUGCUGAUAUCGUCCUCCUUGACGACCCCCUGAGCGCCGUGGAUAACCACGUAGCCAGACACAUCUUCAGUAGCGUCAUCAGCAACAACGGAAUCCUGAAAAACAAGACUCGGGUACUGGUCACCCACAACAUGGCUGUUCUGCCUCACGUGGACCAUAUACUGGUGGUCAGCGGGGGGUCGGUGACGGAGUCCGGCUCCUACAGUCAGUUAAUGGUCAACGGCGGUCCCUUCUCCGUCAUGCUGAAACACAGUCAAUCAGAUUACAACACAAGCAACAAAGAUCUACUCAGCUUGGAAAACUCUCCUGGUGCUACCGGUCCAACAAGGCCAAAUUCUUCGACUAAAGUCCAGCCAUCAGAAUCAAAGAUAAUCACGGAGGAGGAAACGAGAGUUGGCGGGGUAAGCCUUGAUGUGUAUCGACUGUUCCUGUCUGCGCUGGGGGGUGCCCGCUGUCUGCUACUGCUGCUGCUGUACGGGGUGUACUACGCUGUGUUCAUGUAUGCCCACAUAUGGCUAACCCAGUGGGUGGAAGACCCAGCACUCAGAGGCCUCUCCGCCCCACCUACCACUACCCGGGGCGGGGCGGCUGGCGAUGAUACGUAUAAUCACACAACUACUUCGGACUCUCUCAAAUGGAGACGGACUCAGUAUUACCUCGCUGGCUAUACAGGUCUUGGUGUUUUACAAGCCGUCCUGUUGGUGACCUACACCUACUGCCAGGGCAGGGUGUUAAUCUCGGCGGGCAGGACACUCCACCACCAGUUGUUGCAGAACGUCCUCAGAUCACCCAUGUCCUUCUAUGACACCACACCCAUUGGCCGCAUAAUGUCCAGGUUCUCAGGCGACCUAGGGGCGGUGGACAUCGACAUGACCAACACUUUGGACGGCUGGCUCAACGGCAUGGGCAACGUCGUCGGUGGUCUCCUUAUGAUCUGCUACGUCGCACCGUCCGCCCUGGCUACUAUCAUACCAAUGUUCUUUGUAUUUCUGUCUGUUCAGCGGGGAUACAUCAGCACCACCAGGCAGCUGACGAGGUUGGCAUCAGUAAGCCAGGCCCCAGUCAUCAGUUUCUUCAACGAGGCAGUGUCUGGCACCUCUGUCAUCAGGGCACUUGCAGCAAGGGCCGGGUUUUGGAAGACAUUUGCCAGAAAGGUUGACUCCAACUGUAAAUUUUCGUUCUUCAGCGCAUUGUGCAAUAGAUGGCUGAGUGUCCGACUGAAUUUCAUUGGCAACAUCAUCCUGACCACCGCCAUCACCACGCUGUGUCUGGGACGGGAUGUCGUUACCGGGGGGAGCGUCGGGCUCAUUGUCUCAUUCGCCGUCGAGUUCGGCAGUAAACUGGUCUGGUUCAUCGUCAACACCACCCGCCUUGAGGUGUACAGUGUGUCCUUGGAGAGGAUCUUCCAGUACACCACCAGUCCUACUGAGGCCACGUGGACCAGGCGGGGUCUACCGCCACCUCUCGACUGGCCUCGACAUGGGGACAUAGAGUUCCGGAAGCUCAGUCUCAGAUACAGGGAAGGCCUCGAUCUGGUCCUGAAGGAUGUCAGCUUCAAGGUCAAACAUUGCGAGAAGAUUGGCAUCGUGGGGAGAACUGGCGCAGGGAAGUCUUCACUGAUGCUCUCCCUGUUCCGUCUAUUCAAACCAACCGAGGGUGCCAUCUUUGUGGACGGUAUCGAUAUUUCAACACUUGAACUCGACGAACUGAGGUCAAAGAUUGCAGUUAUACCCCAGGACCCAGUGUUAUUUACCGGAAGUCUUCGUAUGAACCUUGACCCGGAAGGAGAAUCUUCUGAUGCUGAGAUCUGGACAGCCCUGGAACACACCAGACUGAAACAGGUGGUUGAAGCUUUGCCGCAUCAGCUGAUGGCCGAAUGUGGGGAGGGAGGUCAAAACUUCAGUGUAGGGCAGAGGCAGCUGCUGUGUCUGGCGAGGACAUUGCUGAAGAAGACCAAGAUCCUGGUACUAGACGAGGCUACAGCCGCUGUUGACAUGGCAACGGAUAACGUCAUACAGGACACCAUCCGACGAGAGUUCCCGCAUUGCACAGUUCUUACCAUAGCGCACCGACUCAAUACCGUCAUGGACUAUGACAGAAUCUUGGUCAUGGACAGUGGGCGUGUCUCCGAGUUCGACACGCCGUCCACACUACUGAGGAACACCACUGGGACCUUCAGCUGCCUCGCCCAUAGUGCCGGGAUUGUGUCAUAGCGUACAUUUAGUAGAGUCAAGGAUACUAAGGUUUUACUGUAUAUAAAAUAACGAUUCAAAUAUAAUUAAAUAUUAAAAGAUCGAAGUC